AUGAGUAAUCCUGACGAAAUCAGAAACAAGAGAUUGGCACGGCUUGCGCAGUUAUCUGCCAACUCACCUUCCUCAGGGCCUUCGGCCUCUCCGAAACAACCAAAAUUGGAUCCUCAGCAACAACAGGCGCCUGAUAAGGUAUUGAAACCGUCACCACUGGAAUCAUCGGAAAAAUUGGCUCCUACCACCGGAAAAGCCGAUUUGAAAGCCGCAGAGCUGACCCAAGCAUCCUCUCAUACAGUUUCCCCAGAAAUCGCCAUGGACAAGUGGUUGAGAAGUGAGGUGCUCAGUUUGUUUGGCGUUGGAUUUGGUGGUGAUGCCAACAAUUUCAUGUCAUUGGGCAUGUCGGAGGUCUUAGAUCCCACAUGUGCUGACGCGAUUUUCGUGGAAAUCCUCACAGAACUAGGCACACCUAACGCCCAGUUGCCUUAUUUGUACUUGUUCGAGGUGUACAACAAGGCGUUUGCGCUGCGCAGAACUCUUCUGAAAAAGUCAGCUGACUACGAGACGAAACUCGGGUUUUUGACUGCUGUCUCUUCAUACUGUGCCGCGUAUGGCCUCAUCUGUUUCCAAGUGCCUGAGAUGAUUCUCGGCAACAAUUUGCCCGACACUGUCUCUGCUCUUAUUUCAAGGCAAGACUUGCACACGCUUUUGGCGGAUAUAAUAGUCAAAGCGGUCGAAGAAGAUGCGGUGUUGGACGUCACAAACGCCAUUUUCCCGCAGUUGGCUGAGCGCCUUCACCUCAUCAACAUAGACAAUCCCGAGUACACGAAAUACCUCACGCUCUGGGAGACAUUAGUAUCUAUGAAACCCGUAUGUGCCAGCUUCUCACAGAUCGACUCGUUCAGCCCAGCAGAUGCCACUAGUGGCUUGCAUUUCGAGAACAGGACCUUGCUUGGCUCCUUGUUAAAGUUGUCUCCUCUACACCCGAAAGUGUGCACCUCGUACUUUUUGAGUGGUGCUUUACCCACCCAGGAAAUCGAGCUCAGCAAUGCAAAAUUGGCCCCACUCUUCUCGACCAUCCAAAAUGAGUAUAAAGCCUUGGCUGAGCGUUUAUGGUUCAUCAUGGACAAGCUCAUUCGAGGCUCGCCCCAGACGAGACAGGCAAUCAUGAAGUGGUUUGCUGAUUUGGCGAAUAUCUCACACUUGAGAACCGGAUCUUAUUCAGACCCCAAGAAGUUGGCCGGUGACGGCUUCAUGUUCAACAUAUCCUACAUGUUGGUCCGAUUGAGUUUACCUUUUCUUAAUUUCCCUACGUACUCGAAGCUUGACAAAAUCGACCCUUACUUUUUCGGAGGCAAGAAUAAAUUAUUGGACGUCAAAGAAGAGCCCAGGGUAUAUGCCUCAUCUACGGAAGCCGAAGAGUUUUAUAAGGAUGUCAUGGACGAGGAAUCCAAUUUCAUUUCAGACUGCUUUUACCUCACACUAACCUAUCUUCAGUACGGCAUCGGUGGCGUGAUUUCUAACUACAACAAAAUGAAAGGCCAACAGCGCUCGUACAGACAACAGAGAGAAGUCCAAAGCAGACGCUUAGGAACCGAGAAUCGGUUGAUUGCGGGAAUCACUAUCUUUCUCAACAAUAUCAAGUGUUCCAGAUGGGUUAUUGAGGCGUUUUUUUUGAAUAGAGGACUCAAUUUGGAAAUUUUUGAUUUUGUGGUUGGCUCGGCACAGUUCUUUUUGAGAACCAUCGACCCCGAGAACAAGCAUCCCUCACCUAAGAUCUCCAUCCCAACUUUUCAAGUCGAAAAGACGAGCCAACUUGACGACAAUGAGUUUUUGAAAAGCCAAUCGCCAGUUCCGUGGAAGUUCAUGCCAGAGUCUUGUUUGGAAGGCAUAAUAAGCUAUUGCGACUUCGUUUCUCGGUUUCAUAUGAACCCCUUGACGAAGAACGACGAAAAGCUCUCGAUUGUUGCGGAGUUUUUUGUAGCCUUGUUGCGCUGUCCUGAGUUGAUUGGAAACCCACACUUAAAAGGAUCGAUUGUCGAAAUCAUAUUCUACGGUACCAUUCGCUCUCAAUUUGGUGAACCGGGGUACUUGUCGAAUCUUUUUUAUAACAACACAGUUGUGAAGGACAAUAUCCUAUACUCACUUUUGGACAUCUACGUUAUAAUUGAGAAGACAGGCGCCUCUUCUCAGUUCUACGACAAAUUUAACAGCAGAUUCUACAUUUCCAAGAUCAUCGAAGAGCUUUGGGAGGAUUCGUUCUACAAAAAGCAAUUGAGCGACUACGCCAAGAACAAAGUUGAGUUUUUCAUUCGUUUCAUAGCACGGAUGUUGAACGACACGACAUACUUAUUUGACGAGGCCUUCAAUGAGUUGAACAAUAUUCACAAAUUUCAGGUCGAGAUGGAGAAACGAGAGUCUGGUGGCGAAAGUAACGAGGAGGUAUUUGGGACCACAGAAGAACUUGAGAAAGAGUUGCAGUCCGCAGAAAAGAAAGCCAAGUCUUAUAUGGGACUCGCAAACCAGACUAUGAUGCUUUUCAAGUUAUUCACGGAGCAGGUACCUGAAGGGUUCACAAUACCCGAGCUUGUUGACCGUUUGGCAGGCAUGUUGGAUUACAAUUUGAGCUUGAUGGUGGGCCCCAAGUGUUCCAACCUUAAAGUGAAGUCGCCUGAGAACUACGAAUUUGAUCCGAAGAAGAUUCUUGCCGAUAUUUGCCAAAUUUAUUGCAAUUUGAGUAGACAAGCUGAAUUUGUACAGGCAGUGGCCAAGGACGGGAGAUCGUUUGACUUUCAGUUAUUUGGCAGAGCGAGGGAUAUUUUGUUGAAGAGGACAGGGACCACACAAGAGAAAAUCGACCGGUUCUAUGCCUUUGGCGCAGCUGCUGAGAAAGAGAGACUCUUGAUCGAGAGACAAGAAGAGGAAAUGGGCGAGAUUCCUGAUGAGUUCCUUGACCCGCUCAUGUAUACGCUCAUGGAAGACCCAGUGAUUCUUCCAGGCUCGAGGAUUACCAUGGACCGAUCGACGAUCAAGGCGCAUUUGCUCAGUGACCCAACGGACCCGUUCAACAGGAUGCCGUUGACGCUAGAGGAUGUGAUAGACGACGUGGAAAUGAGGCAGAAGAUUCACGAUUUCAAGCUCGGGAAAAGGAAUGCGUGA
Molecule: messenger RNA, 3102 nt
Organism: Metschnikowia bicuspidata var. bicuspidata NRRL YB-4993
Lineage: Eukaryota; Fungi; Ascomycota; Pichiomycetes; Serinales; Metschnikowiaceae
Product: ubiquitin-ubiquitin ligase
Exons: 2
Coding region: 1-3102 (1033 amino acids)
Biological process (GO): protein polyubiquitination
Cellular component (GO): ubiquitin ligase complex; cytoplasm; nucleus
Molecular function (GO): ubiquitin-ubiquitin ligase activity
Source: RefSeq, a predicted model, not a curated record